Messenger RNA from Penicillium taxi, 744 nucleotides. It is a transcript of the gene derA, whose product is annotated as putative ER-associated proteolytic system protein Der1. The transcript has a single exon. Gene Ontology annotation, biological process: endoplasmic reticulum unfolded protein response. The coding region runs from base 1 to 744 and encodes 247 amino acids. The record is from RefSeq and is a predicted model, not a curated record. NCBI's taxonomy places the organism in Eukaryota, Fungi, Ascomycota, Eurotiomycetes, Eurotiales, Aspergillaceae. Gene Ontology annotation, cellular component: Hrd1p ubiquitin ligase ERAD-L complex; endoplasmic reticulum membrane. Gene Ontology annotation, molecular function: ubiquitin-specific protease binding; misfolded protein binding.
AUGGCUGCAAUGUGGGAGAAUAAUGGCCCAGGGCAGAUAGGCCAAUUUCCACUUGAGCAAUGGUUCUAUGAGAUGCCGCCCGUUACUCGGUGGUGGACAGUGGCCACCGUGGCGACCUCGGUGUUAGUGCAAUGCCACAUUGUAGAUGAAUUCCAGCUCUUCUACAGCUUCCGUGCUGUCUACGUCAAAUCACAGUACUGGCGCCUUGUCACAACAUUCCUUUACUUCGGUCGGUUAAAUCUUGACCUGGUAUUUCACGUCUUCUUCCUCCAGCGGUACUCGCGCCUGUUGGAGGAGUCGUCGGGCCGCUCGCCAGCGCAUUUCGCAUGGCUUAUUUUUUAUGCGAUGUCUUCACUAUUAGUUAUUUCGCCGUUCCUACCACUCCCUUUUCUGGGCUCGGCGCUUUCAUCAAGUCUGGUCUACAUCUGGGCCCGACGUAACCCCGAGACACGACUUAGUUUCCUAGGUCUUUUGGUAUUCACCGCGCCUUAUCUUCCCUGGGUACUGAUGGGCUUCAGCCUUAUUAUGUACAAGACCGUGCCCAAGGACGAGCUCUGCGGUGUUGUCGUCGGCCAUGUGUGGUACUUCUUCAAUGACGUAUAUCCUUCUCUGCAUGAUGGCCAUCGCCCUCUUGACCCGCCGAUGUGGUGGCGCCGUAUGUUCGAGACCGUCGAGGCACGUCCAAUGGAUAACACAAAUAUCGAUCGGGAAAUUGCUGCCGCCGCUGUACCUGAGGUACGAUGA